Molecule: messenger RNA, 5007 nt
Organism: Lasiodiplodia theobromae
Lineage: Eukaryota; Fungi; Ascomycota; Dothideomycetes; Botryosphaeriales; Botryosphaeriaceae
Product: Ribosome biogenesis protein bms1
Exons: 11
Coding region: 1-5007 (1668 amino acids)
Biological process (GO): endonucleolytic cleavage of tricistronic rRNA transcript (SSU-rRNA, 5.8S rRNA, LSU-rRNA); maturation of SSU-rRNA from tricistronic rRNA transcript (SSU-rRNA, 5.8S rRNA, LSU-rRNA); ribosome biogenesis
Cellular component (GO): 90S preribosome; nucleus
Molecular function (GO): GTP binding; GTPase activity; U3 snoRNA binding
Source: RefSeq, a predicted model, not a curated record
AUGUCCGAGCAGACGAACAAGCCUCAUCGCGCGGGCAAGGAGAAGAAGAAGCCGACGGGGGGGACAAACCCUAAGGCCUUCGCCUUCGCCAACCCGGGAAAGCUGCAGAAGCAGGCCGCACGCUCUCACGAUGUCAAAGAGAAGCGCCUUCAUGUUCCCAUGGUGGACCGCCUCCCUGAGGAGGCACCGCCUAUUAUCGUCGCAGUUGUCGGGCCCCCAGGAGUUGGCAAGUCGACCCUGAUCAAGUCUCUCAUCCGUCGCUACACGAAGCAAACGCUGUCGCAUCCCACCGGCCCUCUGACCGUCGUUACCUCCAAGCGCCGCCGUCUUACUUUCAUCGAAACCCCUGCAGAUUCUCUCGCCGCAAUGAUUGAUAUUGCCAAGGUUGUGGAUAUUGUGUUGCUUAUGAUCGAUGGAAACUACGGCUUCGAGAUGGAAACCAUGGAGUUUUUGAACGUGCUGAGCGCCACCGGCAUGCCUGGAAAUGUCUUCGGCAUCCUGACCCACUUGGAUCUGUUCAAGAAGCAGUCCGCGCUCAGCAUCCAGAAAAAGAGGUUGAAACACCGCUUCUGGAGCGAGCUGUACCAGGGCGCGAAGCUGUUCUACCUCUCUGGCGUGGUUAAUGGAAGAUACCCGGACCGCGAGGUUCUCAAUCUGUCGAGAUUUUUGUCCGUCAUGAAGAAUCCGAGACCGCUCGUGUGGAGGAACUCCCAUCCCUACUGCUUAGCCGACCGCUUCCUCGACAUCACCCCGCCGACCGACAUGGAGGAGGAUCCAAAGUGCGAUAGAACUGUCGCAUUAUACGGUUACCUGAGAGGCACGAACUUCCCAGCUCAAGGCGCCAGAGUACACGUGCCCGGUGUGGGGGACCUGAACGUGUCGAUGAUUGAGCCAUUGCCGGACCCAUGCCCUACGCCGUUCCAGGAGAAGGCUGCUGAGAAAGCUACCGGAAAGUCGAAGAGCAGGAGACUGGGCGAGAAGCAGAAGGUCCUCUUUGCUCCCAUGUCCGACGUUGGUGGUGUUUUGGUCGACAAAGAUGCCGUCUACAUUGAUGUCAAGAAACCAACAUUCAACAAGGAUCAAGAGGAUGAAGAGCGGGGGUUGGGCGAACAGCUUGUCGUCGGACUACAGGGUGAGAGAAGACUCCUAGGCGAAGCCGACAAGGGUCUCAAGCUCUUCAGCAAUGGCGAAGCGAUCAGCAAAAAUGCGGCAGAGGAUGAUUCGAACGACAAGGGGCGAACCAGUCAGCGCCACGCUCGUCUGGCGAGUAAAGUCGAGGAGGAGGACGAGUAUGGAAGUGAGGACGAAGAUGAUGAGGACGAGGAGAUGCUCGAAAGUGGCGAAGAGGAUGAAGAGGACGACACAGGAUAUCUGGAGGAAAGCCGGCUGGGCCGUGCGUUCCGCAACGAGGAUGAUAAAGCCGCGAAUGGGAAUGGCGAAGAUGACAUUGCGUUCGCUGAUAGCGAUUCAGACCUCGGAUCCAUCUCCUCUGUCGAAGACCAAGAACUCGAAGAUCCUGAUGAUCUUAGCGACGAGGACGAAGAGGAAGAAGAUUCCUCAGACGACGAAGGCGCUCUGAAGUGGAAGGAUAACCUUGCAGAGAAUGCACGGAAAGCCCAUGGCAGAAAACGACCUUACCGCACCACCGAGCUCGCGCGUUUAAUGUAUAAUGACACCAUGUCUCCCACAGAAGUGUUGAAGACAUGGCGAGGAGAGCAGCAAGAUGAAGAUGCCGAGGAGCAAGAUCCUGACGAGUUUUUCAAAGCUGUGAAGAACAACUCCGCCGCAGACAGCGAAGACCGUGCCAUUCCAGAGUACGACUACAAAGCUCUGGAAGAGAAGUGGACCGAUGAGGACAACUUGGAAGCUCUGAGGCGGAGAUUUGCAUCAACUCGACUUGGAAAAGACGGUGAUGAAGAUGAAGGUUCAGAUGACGAGUUCGAAGGUAUCGAAGACGACGAUGAGGGCGACGGCGCCUUCGAAGACCUCGAGACUGGAGAAGUCGUAGGUGGCAAGGACAGUGAAGAGGACGAGGAGGCUAAGAUGCAAGAGGAGCGUGACAAGAACGCGCGAAAGAAGGAAGAACUCAGACUCAGAUUCGAAGAGGAAGACCGCGCCGGCUUCGCCAACGACAAAACCAACGAGCGGGCAGAGGGCGGUGAAGACGAGGAAUUCGGCGAGGAUGACUGGUAUGAUGCGCAGAAGGCUGCUAUUCAGAAGCAACUGGACAUCAACCGCGCCGAGUUUGAGCAAUUGGACAACCAGUCACGAAACGUACCCUAUGAGUUCUCCGCCAACUUCAAUCCGCGCUUCCCAAUCAUCAUCGGUGGUCUUACGCCCACUGAGGACCGCUUCGGGUAUCUUCAGGUGCGCAUCAAGCGUCACCGUUGGCACAAGAAGAUCCUCAAGACGAACGAUCCUCUGAUUUUCUCUCUGGGUUGGAGAAGAUUCCAAAGUUUACCCGUCUACAGCAUCUCAGAUUCGCGAGUGCGCAACCGUAUGCUCAAAUACACCCCUGAGCACAUGCACUGCUUUGUUUUGAAUGUCGACGAGAGCUUCGAGAUUGUCAAGAAGCUCAAGCUUACUGGUCACCCUUACAAGAUUUUCAAGAACACGGCUUUCAUCAAAGACAUGUUCGGCUCGACGUUGGAAAUCGCAAAGUUCGAGGGAGCCAGCAUCAAGACUGUGUCUGGCAUUCGUGGUCAGAUCAAGAGGGCGCUCAGCAAGCCAGAGGGUUGCUUCCGUGCCACAUUCGAAGACAAAGUGCUCAUGAGCGACAUUGUCUUCCUUAGGGCGUGGUACCCUGUCAAGCCGCACAAGUUCUACAACGCAGUCACUAACCUGCUGGACCUCCCCGGCGCAGAGGAUGAGGGCAUCGAGACGCCAAAGGAGAAGAACUCGGCCUACCGCAAGAUUGAGCGUGCGGAACGUCACUUCAACCCUCUUAGAGUGCCGAAGAAGCUCGCUGCGGACCUGCCUUUCUCAUCACAGCCGGUGCGGAUGCAGAAGCAGAAGAAGGAAACGUACAUGCAGAAGCGUGCCGUUGUGGCUGGCAAGGAGGAGAGGGUUGCCAGGAACCUCAUGCAGCAGGUCAUGACAUUGCGGAACGAGAAGGUGGCGAAGCGGAGAGAGGCGCAGGAGAAGAGAAAGGAAGGCUACCGGAGGAAGGUGGCUGAGAACCAGGAGAAGAGGGCCGAGCGCGAGAAGCGCGAGAAGGCAGAGUUUUGGCAGAAAGAAGGACGCAAGAGAAAGGCACAAGAGGCGGCGGCCAACCGUGGCGGGAAGAGAAGAAACACGCGUUACGACUGCAUUCUCGAGUUCUCGUCGCUUUUGCCCGGAUUUUUGACUGCGCUGCGUGGGAAGACCGCCCGCUCGCACCCCGGUCUCGUGCUCCCGUCUCUCGUCAACACGCGUCAGGCGGGUCAGCUGGGAUCAGCGACAACGCCGCAAGCCCCAAGCAUUGUGUCAUCCGCCAUCGACAGGAGCUGCGCAAAGACGUCCCAGGAUCGCGUCUCCGGAGCCUCUUCAUACUGCGCCCGCCCGCCGCCGACCGCCAUGGAGACAUUGGCAUCUGUCGCGCCUGACGCGGCCAUUUCGCCGAUCGCGUCUCCGGAUAUCCAUACUGCGCCCGACCGCCGAGCACGAGCUCACCCCGCCGUCCACACGAGCCAUCGCGAUGCCGAUCGCAAGCCCAUAAACGCGACUAUCACCACCGCCGACGUGAACGUGCUGCCCGCGUCACAGGAGUCUAACGUCUCCGCCUCCAGCAGCGCCAGCUACGCACCAGCUCUGCUCUCCUCCCAGAGCAAUGUCUCCACCGAAUCAGUCGUCGACACGGAGUUGACCUCGCCUGCGACCUCGAAUGUCUCCAGCCAGUGCCAACCCUUCAACCAGGCAGCCCCGGCCCCCGCCAAUCAGGAGGAUGUCCGGCCACCACCCAGAGCAGUCACCCCUCAGCCAGCACCGAAUAUGAGCGAAAAGCCUCAGAAUACAUCCUCCGCGAGCCCCAUGACUGUCGACACCCCUACAAUAUCACAAGGAACGAAACGAACAGCAAGCGGCGCGGUGAAACUCCCCAGCAGCAGUGCCGGCCUGACUGCCACGGGGCUCUGCACCAGCGAGAACCCCGUGAGCACCAACGCGUUAGCAAGCUUGAGCAGGAUAGGAAAGCUGUCAGCGGACUUGAAGACGCGUCUUUCCUAUGCCAUGAUCAAGGUGCAGAACGGGUGGGAGCAAAAGUCUAUUGAUGAGCUGGAGACGGCGACCACGUCACAGAGGACGUCGCGGUCGGCCACUCAGACACCUACCUCGGCAAAGUUCAGGAAUGCGACAGACUCUCCCCAUGCGUAUGAUCGACGCAGACGCCCAAGCGCACUGUCUGACCCGUCAGAUCGGUAUCUGGGAACACCAGGCGCGCAACGGAGCCCAUCAAAGAUCCGGACGUUUGGUCCAACUGACUUUGGCCGUGUGGAUCCAACUGAUGAGGAUGCACGACCCUCCACGGCUUCCACCUUCAGCAGCUCCGCAUCGUCAGCUCCGACCUUGGCGCCAGCAUUAGACAUCAGUCCCAAGCGACAUCGCCGCUCGACAUCGACUCGUGCUCCACCCAUGCUCGGGUCUCAGCCCAAAGUGCAGAUCACGAAACCUUUCACCGACGUCGGUGCACCAGCAACGCCUAUGCCCGGCAAGCCUCAGCGGCCGGUGGGCAUCCUCCGCAUGCCCAGCCAGCAGGCGGAGAUGGACGCCGUCGAUUCGUUGCUUUUCAUGAGCAGUCCCAACAACUCAGCCCAUCUCGCGCACACCAGCGCGAGUGCAACCUCGACGGCACACCCCAGCCCGCUCAAGACGGAGUUCCCGGCUGCGAAGAGAGUUGCGUUCGACGAUCGGAGUAGCAGCAGCAACAGCAGCGAGACGGAGCGCGAGAUGAGCUCGGGCCGAGCGCGAGUCGUGCAGGCGGCGAGUUCGGAGGCACGAGAGCGGGUCGUGGCGCUUGGCGGGCAAGCCUAG